CACUAGGAUGUGAACAGAGUUGCAGCAAAACACAGCACUCCAGUCUCUGCAGUAACUGAGUUGUUACGCUGUUAAGUAUCAAAUUUAUGGGUUGCAGGGGACAAAAUUACGUGUCUGGCCACCUACUUUUUUUCAAGAUUUCCUUGUCCAUUGGGUUAGGGUUUAGAUUCUCGUCCCAAAUUGUUCCAUUCAGAAAUACCAUGUACUAGAGAGUAUCUGUCCUGCCACUCCAGGCCUGUCUGUGGAAUGUCUCUUCUUCCCUUAGACUGAAUUCUUGUCUGAAGUCCAGCAAUGGCCAGGGAUUUCAGCUGCUGGCACUUUAUUAUCUAAGUUUGUUAUUGCACCUCUUUUACCUGAUACCUCUGCCCUUCAUGUCCAGUGGCUAGGCAUGUCCCAGUGUUCAAAGAGAGAGUUGUGAAUGGGGCAAACACACAAACCUCUUCUGCAGAGAAUUUAAAGAACCUCUCUUGGAUUUGGUAAUCAUGUUAAUCCCACAACAGGGAGGCAUUCUGCACAUUCCUGCAGUGCAACUGCAGUCAAGCCCAGAGUUUUCUGCAGGGGAAACAGUUCUGUCAGUUGUUAACCAAGGGAAGCAAGCAGGCUUCUAAGCAGAAAGAGCACAGUGGGUACUCAAACCGUGAACCACACCUGUAGGGCCUGACAGUUAAUGCAUCGAUUUCAAAAUCUACCAGAGUUGUGGCUGUAUGGAUCUGAACUUCCCCUUAGGUAAAAUGUUUUCUACUGCAUCAAAAAGUCUUAGUUCAGCCUUCUUGAGCCCCACUGAGCUGCUGUUGCAGCAGGAUGAGUGGAAGUCCCUCAAGAAGGAUCUGUGAGAGCAAGCGAAGGCAGGAUGAACCAUUCAGGCCUUCCUUAGGGCGGGGGGAGGUGUGUGCCAUCUUAAAGCAUUAUCAGCAGGGACACAGGUGUAUGCAGUUUGCUUUGCAAUGGAGUUAAGAGCACUGCUUCUCCUCUUCUAUUCUAUCAACUCUGGGAUCUAUCUUGUCAUCCCAGCACACAUGGGCAUUUCACUUAGCAGUGCCUGCAGCCGUUCUGGUCACGCAGCUGACCAUUCCUUGUGCACAGACACAGAUCUGACCUUGUGCUUCAAUGUACAGUGCAGACAAUGAGGCACCUUCACGGAGCUCUGUCCACAGGAACAGAACAAAAGUGUCACCCUUAAGCCAACAGUAACACUUCAAGCACAGAGAACGCUUCAGUCUUUGAGGCAGUUUCUCAGCCUGCUUGUUUUGAGGAGCAACUACUCCUGUGGACAUCUGAAUCACCACCACAUACUUUCUAAAAAAUUGUGUUAACAGGAGCUAUGAGCUUUCAGUAAGGACAGGGACAGGCUUACCGUAAUGAUUUCUGUGUUGAAAGUGGAGUGACGGUGGGGAAUUCCCAGCCAGUGGGUAUCCUUUCCAAUUUCCUCUUUUGAGGGGUUUGAAUUGCUUAUAAAUACUCUCUCAGAGCACACAAGACAAGCUCCAUCUCCUUUGGCUUUGCCUUUCUGCAGUGCUCUGUGCCAGGCUUGGGCCAGGAACCAUGAGGCUGUGUGUCUGCUUUGUGUUGCUCUCCUUUAUUGUGUGUGCAAGUGCUGACCUGUCACGAAUACGCGAAGGUGGACGAUUUGUCUGGGAUGCCCUGGGAGGGGCACGGGAUAUGUACAGAGCAUACCAGGACAUGCGUGAGGCAAAUUAUAAAGGGGCCGACAAGUAUUUCCACGCUCGUGGGAAUUAUGAUGCUGCCCAAAGAGGACCUGGUGGUGCUUGGGCAGCCAGAGUGAUCAGUAACGCCCGGGAAAAAUGGCAAAGCGACGUGAGCGGCCGAGGGGCCGAAGACACCCGCGCUGACCAGGAGGCGAACGUGUGGGGCAGGAACGGCGGGGACCCCAACCGCUACAGACCUGCGGGCCUUCCCAGCAAAUACUAACGCUGCCUCACAGGAGGCCAUCUCUGCUCCCCUCUUACAACUGUUCUGUGAAGCUGAAUAAAGAAAUUCUCCUAAAAA
Tyto alba (common barn owl) is the source of this 2007-nucleotide messenger RNA. RefSeq names its product serum amyloid A protein. The transcript is spliced from 4 exons. The record is from RefSeq and is a predicted model, not a curated record. Lineage: Eukaryota; Metazoa; Chordata; Aves; Strigiformes; Tytonidae. The coding region runs from base 1543 to 1929 and encodes 128 amino acids. Gene Ontology annotation, cellular component: extracellular region.